AAUUCAAGCAAUACUAAGAUCUAACAAUACAUCUAAGGCCGUGAUUUCAUGGUUUUAGCCCAACAGUUGGCAGGUGAUCUGAAUUCAAGCAAUACUAAGAUCUAACAAUACAUCUAAGGCCGUGAUUUCAUGGUUUUAGCCCAACACUAUUCCAACAGAAAUAGCUGAUUUCUUCUCCUCUGUAAGCCUUCACCUCGACAGAGCAGACACCAGAGUCUCUCUUCAGUUAUAAGCCAAGCGCAGUUUCCCGCCAGAAAACUCAUAACAAUGGCGAUAAUUUUUCGAACGGCAACUCAUAGCACCAUCACUAAGAUGACAAUUCCUCGCUUGAGGUACUCCCGCCACUCCUCUUUCGCUUUUAUGUCAAAGCCUAACCCUAGAGCUGCCAAUACCCUAGAACACCCUGUGAAGGCUAACGAAAAGGAUUUACCGACAUCUACCUCUGAUAUCUUCAUUGUAGAAAAAGUUUUUCUGAAUCUGAAACAAGAAAACUUCAAUUCUUUGCACCACUUGUCUUCUCGUUUGAAUCCAUUAAUCAUCGUCGACGUCCUCUACAAAUGUAGCUCAAAUUUGCUGUUAGGUCAGAAAUUUAUAGAUUUUUUAGCGACAAUUUCGAGUUUUAGACAUUCCUCGUACUCGUUAAGUGCGAUGAUUCACAUUUUGGUCAGGAGUAGGAGAAUUUCAGAAGCACAGUCUUUGGUUCUUCGAAUGGUUCGGAAGAGUGGUGUUUCAAGAGCUGAAAUUGUUGAUUCGUUGAUAUCAACUUAUCCAAAUUGCGGUUCUAAUCCCGUGGUUUUUGAUGUUCUUGUUAGGACUUAUGUCCAGGCGAGGAAACUCAGGGAAGCGUCUGAAGCAUUUCGAAUUUUGAGAGGUAGAGGGUUUUCUCUUUCUAUAAAUGCCUCCAAUUGCCUUCUUGGGGGGCUGGUUAAAGUUGGUUGGGUUGACAUGGCAUGGGGGAUCUAUGAGGAUAUAGUUCAGAGUGGGAUUCAGGUGAAUGUUUAUACACUAAAUAUCAUGAUUAAUGCAUUGUGUAAAGAACAGAAAAUUGAAGAUGCAAACGUGUUCUUAUCUGAAAUGGAGGAGAAGGGAGUUUUUCCUGACAUUGUCACUUACAAUACCCUAAUAAAUGCUUAUUGCCGCGAGGGGCUCUUAGAAGAAGCUUUUGAUGUAAUGAACUCAAUGCCAGCUAAGGGCUUAAGGCCUGGUACUGUGACCUACAAUGCUAUCAUAAAUAGUGUUUGUAAGAAUGGAAAAUAUGGGAGAGCAAGGGAGAUUUUGGGUGAAAUGUUGCAAAGUGGGUUGAGUCCUGAUACAUCUACUUAUAAUAUAUUGCUUGGUGAAUGCUGUAGAAAAGGUCAUACAACUGAUGCUGAAGAAACUUUUUAUGAAAUGUGCCAUCAUGGUCUUGUUCCUGAUUUAGUUAGCUUUAGCUUUCUUGUUGGUUUGUUUUCUAGGAAAGGAGAUCUAGAACGGGCUUUGAAAUAUUUCAAACAGAUGAAGGGUGCUGGCUUGGUUCCAGACAGUGUUAUCUAUACAAUGCUUAUUGGAGGGUUUUGUAGAAAUGGGGAUAUAUCAGAUGCUCUUAAGAUGCGGGAUGAAAUGGUGGAGCAAGGUUGCCUCCCAGAUGUUGUUACAUACAAUACAAUUUUAAAUGGGCUGUGCAAGGAGAAGAGGUUAUCUGAUGCUGAUGAGCUUUUCAAUGAAAUGGUGGAAAGGGGGAUAUUUCCUGAUUAUUACAGUUUCACCACACUCAUUCAUGGGUACUGUAAGGAUGGGUUUGCAGACAAAGCACUAGCUUUGUUUGAGAAGAUGAUUGAGAGGAAUGUCAAGCCAGAUAUCGUUACAUAUAAUACUUUGAUUGAUGGAUUUUGCAGAGAAGGGGAUGUGGAAAAGGCUAACAAGUUGUGGGAUGAUAUGAUCUCUAGAGAAAUCCUUCCUAAUCACAUUUCAUACAGCAUUUUAAUCAAUGAACUCUGCAGUAGAGGGAAAGUGAGUGAGGCAUUUAGAUUAUGGGAUGAGAUGGUGAACAAAGGAAUUGAACCCAAUAUUGUGACAUGUAACUCUCUUAUUAAAGGUUACUGUCGUUCAGGUGAUGCAACUAAGGCUGAAGAGUUCACGAAUAAGAUGAUCACAAAAGGAAUCUCACCUGAUAAGAUAACAUAUAAUACUAUCAUUCAUGGGUUUGUAAAGGACGAAAAUAUGGAGAGGGCUUUUGCUUUGCUUAACAAUAUGGAAAAUAGAGGGAUUAUACCUGAUGUUGUCACAUAUAAUGUACUCCUGAACGGUUUCUGUGGAGAAGGUAGAAUGCAAGAAGCAAAUAAAAUAUUCAGGAAAAUGAUUGAGAGAGGCAUAGAGCCUGAUAGAUACACAUAUACAUCAUUGAUAAAUGGACAUGUUGCACAGGACAACUUGAAAGAGGCUUUUCGACUACAUGAUGAAAUGCUGCAGAGGGGUUUUGUUCCGGAUGAUAAGUUUUAAAGACCAUUCUUUUUUCAAUCAUUAAGACAUAUCAUGUUCCCCAAGCAACAGCAAGGGUGGGCCUUGGCGCAACAGUUGGGUUGCUCCAUUGCGACCUGGGUGACCAGGGUUCAAAUCUUGGAAACAGCCUCUCUGUAUGUGCAGGGUUCAGGAUGCAUACAAUUACAUCUGUCCCUCCGCAGGCCAUGCAUUGAUGGAAGCCUUGUGCACUGGGCUUCCCUUAUGUUCCUCAAGCAACAUGCCUUGGACUUAAUGGAGGUUGAAAGCACAAGGAAUAUGUGACUAAGAGGUACCUUGUUGAGACUUGUCCUCUAGUUUCAAUGAAUCUGGUAGACCAUUCCAGCUGCCCAUGCAAGCUUCCUUGCUAAUAAUUUGGCAUCUAAGAUCCUGGAAAAUUGUCUUCUGAACCUUUUAAUCUCAUUUCUGAACCGCCAAGGACACUUUUCCUCUGGACUGUUUCAUGGGAUGACUUUGUAGCAGAGGCAGCAUUUGUUGAGGCAACUUAUGUUGGUGGUGUACAGGCUUAUCCCUGAGAUGGGUGUUUCCGGAAUCUAAAUUAGUAAAGAAAGACUGUAUGUAGCAGAAACCAACACUUAGACUGAGGUCAAAGGUCCAGGUGAUGCAAAGAUGAAGUUAUAUUACUACUAGCCUGUUUGGGUGUCAAUGAAAAGUCAUUAUUGUGCCUUUACAUUUUAGAACACAAUUUCAGUACUAAAAUUUAGUUACAUCCUGUUGAUAAAAUACUGCAAGGUCAUUUAAUGAUUCCAUCAAAAUGAGUUUAUUCAAUUAAGAAAUAAAUAUAUAUAUAUAUAUUCAUUCCCAUUUUGCCUUUAUAAAACUGUACCAUUUCAGAAGAUGACUGCCAAGCUCAAAUGCUCUUUUUCCUUUUAACAAGUUGUGAAUUCUUUUCCAUCUCUUUUUUUCCUUUCUAUUUUUUUUUUUACCUCUUGUCAUUUCAUUUCAUUUCUUUUCCUUCUCUUUUUUUCCCUUUAUAUUAAUUUUUACCUAUUGUCAUUUCAUAUGACCACUGCUUAACCCCCAUUUCUUGGGCUUGCAGUAAACUAUUGAAUUCCUAACAACCCCCGCCCCCCCCCCMCCA
This is a messenger RNA of Nelumbo nucifera (sacred lotus), 3577 nucleotides long. RefSeq names its product Tetratricopeptide repeat (TPR)-like superfamily protein. Gene Ontology annotation, molecular function: protein binding. The record is from RefSeq and is a predicted model, not a curated record. Lineage: Eukaryota; Viridiplantae; Streptophyta; Magnoliopsida; Proteales; Nelumbonaceae.